AAUUAUAUUAGUGAGGGUAUAAUUCUUGACUUUCGGACUUUACCCACAAUUCUCUCUCUCACAGGUAUCCCGUGCUUCCUUUUUUAACCCAAAAAAAAAGUUCCUAGCCUUUUCUCUUUCACUUUUCUCCUCCAUUCUAGGUUGACUUCUCUUCCAUUUCUUUAUGAAUUUUCCCACUCUGGUAUAUUUCUUCAAUAACCUUGUAAAAGUUAGUACUAGCUAGAAUUUAUAUGACACACGUUGUUGCAAAAAUUAUCUGGCUAUAUAAGUACACAUCACACCAUGAUAAUAGUAGGUGAACUUGGAUCGGCAAAUUAAGCAAUGGCAUCUUCACUGCCAGUGUGUCUAGCUAGUUCUUCUCAUUUAGUCCUGAGCAUCGAGGAAGAGCUCGCCAAAGACCCCAAAAACACAGUCCCAGAACGCUAUGUUCGCGUUGGUCAAAACCCUCCAAUUCUAGAAACCCCUAUACCAAUCCCCACAAUCGACAUGAAACAACUUGUUUCCCUAGAAACUAAAGACUUGGAAAAAAUGAAGUUGCAUGAAUGUUGCAAAGAAUGGGGUCUCUUUCAGUUGGUAAAUCAUGGAGUUAGUUCUUCACUCUUGGAGAAGCUGAAUGAUGAGAUUGAAGGAUUCUUCAAGCUUCCUUUGGAAGAAAAAAUGAAGUACAAGAUAAGGCCAGGUGACGUUCAAGGCUAUGGAACCGUGGUCCGAUCCGAUAACCAAAGGCUUGACUGGGGUGAUAGGAUGUAUAUGAUAAUAAACCCUCUUCAUAGACGAAAGCCUUAUCUCUUUCCAGAGCUCCCUUCAUCUUUGAGAGAAACUUUGGAGGCUUACUUAUUGGAGUCACAAAGACUUGCUAUGCAACUUUUUGGUUAUUUGGGAGAGCUCCUAGAGAUGGAAAUGGGAGAGAUGGAGGAGUUGUUUGAAGAUGGGAUGCAAUCUGUGAGGAUGACCUACUAUCCUCCAUGCCCACAGCCAGAGCUGGUUGUAGGUCUCACACCUCACUCAGACGCAGCUGGUAUCACCAUCCUCCACCAAGCUAAUGGAGUCGAAGGUUUUCAAAUAAAGAAAGAUGGUGUUUGGAUUCCUGUGAAUUUCCUCCCAAAUGCCUUUGUUGUGAAUAUGGGAGACAUUCUAGAGAUUUUGAGCAAUGGUCUCUAUAACAGCAUUGAGCACAGAGCAAAUGUAAAUCCAGAGAAAGAAAGGAUCUCCAUUGCUAUGUUUUUCAACCCAAAAUUUGAGGCGGAAUUUGGGCCAGCAAGUAGUAUGUUAAACCCAAAUAACCCACCAUUAUUUAGAAGGGUGGGAAUGGAAAAGUAUGUCAAGGAUUUCUUCUCUCGGAGCCUCAAUGGAAGGACAUACUUAGACUAUAUGAGGAUCAAAAACGGAGAAGCCAACAGUGCUAAUUGAUCGCCAAAACUGAAUGUAAUAUGUCAUAGUAUUUAUUAUGUGCAGUGGUGCUUGAGUACUGGCAGUGGCUAUAGCGUCUUUAUCGAUUUAAUGCGCAUUUUGAAUGGUGAUCUGAU
Messenger RNA from Quercus lobata, 1526 nucleotides. RefSeq names its product protein SRG1-like. NCBI's taxonomy places the organism in Eukaryota, Viridiplantae, Streptophyta, Magnoliopsida, Fagales, Fagaceae. The record is from RefSeq and is a predicted model, not a curated record. The transcript is spliced from 4 exons. Bases 322 to 1410 code for a protein of 362 amino acids.